This is a messenger RNA of Bufo bufo (common toad), 1725 nucleotides long. RefSeq names its product ChaC glutathione specific gamma-glutamylcyclotransferase 1 (gene CHAC1). Gene Ontology annotation, cellular component: cytoplasm. The coding region runs from base 41 to 691 and encodes 216 amino acids. The transcript is spliced from 3 exons. The record is from RefSeq and is a predicted model, not a curated record. Gene Ontology annotation, molecular function: glutathione specific gamma-glutamylcyclotransferase activity; gamma-glutamylcyclotransferase activity. Lineage: Eukaryota; Metazoa; Chordata; Amphibia; Anura; Bufonidae. Gene Ontology annotation, biological process: glutathione catabolic process.
UAUAAGGACUGUGCGGCUUGCAUCAGCAGCGCUUCUCCAGAUGCCUCCGAGCCGCGCAGAGCCGGUGCUGCCCAGUAACCCCAUCACUGCCAUGGAGAAGCCUCAGACGUCCCUCUGGGUGUUCGGCUAUGGCUCCCUGGUGUGGAGACCGGAUUUUGAAUUUACUUCCAGUAAGGUUGGCUUCAUCCCUGGUUACAGCCGCAAGUUCUGGCAGGGAGACACCUUCCACAGAGGCAGCCCUGAGAUGCCUGGACGAGUGGUGACCCUACAGGAAGACUACCAGGAAUCCACGUGGGGCAUUGCCUAUGAAGUGCGCGGCGACCAGAUCGAAGCGUCCCUUCAGUAUCUGAAUAUCCGAGAGUCUGUUCUUGGAGGCUACGUAACAAAGCUAGUCAAGUUUUACCCUCAAGAUGAAGGUGAAGAGGGGGCGCUACUCGCCCUGGUGUACAUCGCCACGCCUCAAAACCCUGCUUAUCUUGGACCAGCUUCUGAAGAAGACAUUGCCGCUCAGAUUGUCGUUUCCAGUGGUCGGACAGGCCACAAUAUUGAGUAUCUACUACGCCUUGCUAAUUUUAUGCACAGCUAUUGCCCAGAAGUUGAAGACAAGCACCUGUUCUCCAUAGAGGAGGCAUUGAUCGCCAUCCUCCCAUGCUUUUACACUACAGAUGACCCCAGAGCUGUGUUUUACUAGAACUAACCCUUGGGUAGAUAACUCGCCCUUUCCAAGUCAUAUUUCUCUUGGGUUAGCACUGGUUCAUGGACCUCUUCAUCGACACCUUGCUCGUUCCUUCAUUGCUGAACUUCUGCUCUGGACUUUCUACAUUAGGUCAAUAACUACACUACAAUUGUCUCAUUCAUUUACAAAGGAUGAAGGCAUCUGGGGGUACAAGAAAGUGACAUGAUGGAGCAUGUGCUGUGCGGCCUCAAGGAACUCCUCAACUUACCUCUGCAUUGAUCUAAGUAAUAAAUAAGGACCAUGGUUAACGUGAAGUGUUGUCCUCUACUGAAACUAGUAAGAGAUGUGGCUACGUCCUAGAGUACUCUUCUUCUGUAUCACCACAAGAAUGCUCCGAAUUGCAUGUUUUAUUGGCUCAGUAUGUGAUUUACAUUCCUUUUCCUUCACAAUUGGUACCUGUAUUAUGUCCCAGACUAUAUGUUCUUGGAACUCCUCUUAGAUGUGAAAUUGUGAACCUGUCGAAUAUAGGCAGCUGGUAAUAUGACUGUGAGGAUACUACACGGUUAGAUGGCAAGGUCCAAUUACUGUAUCUGUUAUCAUGGUACUGUAUCGGUUAUCAUGGUACUGUAUCGGUUAUCAUGGUACUGUAUCAGUUAUCAUGGUACUGUAUCGGUUAUCAUGGUACUGUAUCGGUUAUCAUGGUACUGUAUCGGUUAUCAUGGUACUGUAUCGGUUAUCAUAGUACUGUAUCGGUUAUCAUGGUACUGUAUCGGUUAUCAUGGUACUGUAUCGGUUAUCAUGGUACUGUAUCGGUUAUCAUAGUACUGUGUGCGUCAAUCAGCUUUUAUCAAUGGAGAGAACCAAAUCCUAUUGAGCUACCGUUAUUAUUUGUCUGCUGGUACUUACCUCUGGAAGGGUUGCCGUCUGCUGCACUGACCCUAUAAGGCUACUUUCACAUUACCGUUUUUCAUGGAUCUGCAAAAAAUGCUUCCGUUACCAUAAUACAACCGCAUGCAUCCGGUUGUAUUAUGUCUUCUAUAGCCAUGACG